UGCGGCGGGUUGCGGGCUCACGUCGUUGCUGCUGCUGCUGCUGCUCUGUUGCCCCCGGUGCGGCGUGGACGACCUUGAGCUCAGUGAAGACAGGAGACGGUCGUGAGCGGCGAAACUGAACACAAUGGGUGAUAUAGAGAAGGGCAAGAAGCUCUUUAUUCAGAAGUGUGCACAAUGUCACACUGUGGAAAGUGGAGGCAAGCACAAGACUGGGCCAAACCUCCAUGGGUUGUUUGGACGCAAGACUGGCCAGUCUGAUGGAUUUUCCUACACGGAGGCUAACAAAAACAAAGGUAUUACCUGGGGUGAGGAUACACUCCGAAUUUACCUGGAGAAUCCGAAGAAAUAUAUCCCAGGAACAAAAAUGAUCUUUGCUGGUGUCAAGAAGAAGGGUGAACGUGAAGACUUGAUAGCUUACCUCAAAUCAUCCACUGCCAAUUAACUUGCAGCCACAGCAUCUGCUGUCUUAUUUAUUGAUGAGUAGAUCUGUCUCCUGAUUGAUCAAUCUGGAAGAGGUGUUGCAAUGAACUUUUUAACUGGUUUUUUUUAACCAUGUUCUGUACAAGGCAUUCUCUACCACCCUGUAACACUGUGCUGUUCAGUUUUAACAUUAUAAAUCACUGGUAAUCCAUUAUGUGGAGACAAUAAAAGGGAAAAUCAAUCAUGAA
Leucoraja erinaceus (little skate) is the source of this 668-nucleotide messenger RNA. Its product is annotated as cytochrome c, testis-specific. The record is from RefSeq and is a predicted model, not a curated record. Gene Ontology annotation, biological process: mitochondrial electron transport, cytochrome c to oxygen; mitochondrial electron transport, ubiquinol to cytochrome c. The transcript has 3 exons. Gene Ontology annotation, molecular function: electron transfer activity; heme binding. Bases 125 to 442 code for a protein of 105 amino acids. Lineage: Eukaryota; Metazoa; Chordata; Chondrichthyes; Rajiformes; Rajidae. Gene Ontology annotation, cellular component: mitochondrial intermembrane space.